AUGGCGUUUCGUGUCUCGCAAGCCAGCUCAGCACGCUGGACCGUUCCACUCUCGUCACGACAGGCCCUAAACGGAUUUCUCCUCAUCCUGACGUGUGAGGGUGAGGUUUUCUUCGCUACCCACACCAUCGAAAACUACCUAGGGUUCCACCAGCCGCGUUGUUCCACUGAACGGUUUGUAAUAAAUGGCCUCCAAGAGGAUGACACCCCUCGCAGACCCGACACCUGUGCCCGAGGCGAGCGGCCAGGCGUCGCGAUAUCGGACACGAGAGCAGAUCUCAGGCGACUUGACGUGACUAGCUGGCGUGUAACUUGUUGCAGUUUCGUGACAGCGGCAGGUUGUUGCAUCCCUCCUCCUCACAUCCCAAGGUCUUCCCUUCUCGACCCACUGCCCAAACCUCCGGAGCACAUAAAGCCAUCCCUAACCCAAGGGUCAACGGACGAGGUAUCGACUCCUACCUGGCGCCUUGGCCGACUAAUCGAUUAUCCUCCGACCUUGUGCCUCCAAGAUAACCCUUAUCUAGAAGGUUAG
Messenger RNA from Nezara viridula (southern green stink bug), 531 nucleotides. Lineage: Eukaryota; Metazoa; Arthropoda; Insecta; Hemiptera; Pentatomidae. The record is from the annotation of a GenBank genome assembly.